AUGGACACGUCGCUCUGGUACUGUCACAGAGAUACGGUAUCCCUGUCAUGGCGGCCGUCGAGUUGGCGAACACCGGGUCAGCCUGCUGGCUUUGACAGAUGAAACUAAAGCCAGGGGACACUUGAUAAGGCCAUGAACUGCAGGGGACAUAGAGUUAUACUUCGUGUUGUUAUAAAAGAAGCAGCAGGCUCAACUAGCUUUAGAGAGUUCUAGACACAGGCAUUCUAACACCGGCUGUAAUCCUAACAUAGCUCCGGUAACAGGUUAUCGUAACUGCAGUGCUGUACCUUUGUUUCCCUAUUCUUCAGCCAUGGCUUCUUGGUUCGGUGGGCUCGGCACAGGCCUUGGCCAAUCUCUGGGACAAGUUGGGGGCAGCCUUUCAUCCUUCACCGGUCAGAUCUCCAGCUUCACCAAAGAUAUGCUGUUGGAAGGCACGGAGGAGGCUGGCGAUGUUACACCAGAGAUGCACAUGUCCAGCUCCAAACUGAAAGAAAUAGAAAGUGUUCAUUCUGUGCUAAAAUCAGAGAAUGAAAGACUGAAAAAGCUGUGCACUGAGUUUGAAGAAAAACAUGAAGCAGCAGAACUUCAGGUGAAGCAGCAGUCUCAGGAGUACCGGAAUAGACUGCAGCAGAAAGAGGUGGAAAUAAGCCACCUCAAAGCUAAGCUAAAUUCACUUCAGGAUCAAACGCAGAAGUUGCAAGCAUCUGCACAACUAAGUGGUGUCUCUCUUGAAGUUGGUACCCCAGCCUCUGUUAUGCCUAGUAGAAGACCUCAUUCGUCUGGUUUCCAUGGAGAUGAAAUGGACUUUGGAGAUGCUAUCUGGUCCCAGCAAGAAAUUAACAGACUCUCUCAUGAAGUGUCCUGUCUGGAGGCAGAAGUGGCACAUUGGAAGCAGAUGGCGCAGAUGCCGGCUGUUCAAGGAAAUCAGAAUGGCGAUCUAAGUGAAACUUGUAUGUUACAAAAUACUAUAAAGGAUCUAAAACAGAAAUUAAGUAAAGAGCUAGAUGAGCAUCAACAUGAGUUUUCUGUAUUACAAGAUGCACAUCGUCAGAAACUGGCUGAGAUAACAAGGAGGCACAGAGAGGAACUGGCUGAAUAUGAAGAGAGAAUUGAGGAGCUUGAAGAGCAGUUGCAACCAGGUGACAGGGAGGGGGCAUCUGAACCAUCAAAAAGUUUUGAGCUGCAAAAGCUCAUUCGAACCCUAGAAUCCGAGAAAGCUGGAAACCUACAAAAAAUACAAGAACUUCAAGACAAACUGAAAGAAGCAAGUGCUGCAAUAUCUUCAGCAGAUGAGGAGAAAGCUAUACUUCAAAAGGAAAAAGAACUCGCUUUGGAUCAAAAAAAUCGUAUGGCUCAAGAUUACGAAGUACUGAAAGCCGAAUGUACUGAGCUUCAGGCUUUAACCGACACAUCAAGUUCAGUUCAAGUGACUACUUUGCAGAAAGAAGUUGCUCGUCUGCAGGAAGCAUUGCUGGAUGCUGGGAAAAGAAAUAACCGUUCAGACCAGCAUGAUGAGAAUGCGCCUGUAGCAGGUAAAGAGCUUUCAGACUUGGAGACGUCUUUCAAUGCCCUUCAAGAGGAGAAGCAGCAACUAGAAAAAGACAAGAAAGAACUGCAAAUGGAAUUGGAUCAUUUAAAUUUGACUUCUGCCAGGAACUAUGAAAUCACUUUACAAACACAUAGAAAGGAACUUGAAGAGAGAGAACGCAAACUAGAGGAAGUUGUCACAGAAAACAGCACUUUAUCAGCAGAACUAGAGGAGCUUGACAAGCAAAAUCAAGAGGCCAUGCAGCAUCUGUUAUUAAUGAAGGAACAACUAUCCAAUCAAAAAACAGAUGCCACAAACAACAUUGCUCAGUUGAAAGAUGAGUUGCAGAGUGAAGAGGAGCUAAGGAUUAAAGCUGAAUCUGAAAAUGUAGAGAUUAAAAAACAUCUAGAAACGCAGCAAGAGAUACUGAGUAAGCGUGAAUUUUCACUUAACAAUUUAAACAUAACCAAUCAUCAGCUUACAAAUAAAGUCCAAGAGUUAAUGGAUCAGCUUAAAAGUGUAGAGACCUUCAAUUCUACUAUUAAUAAAGAAAAGCAAGAACUUCAGGAGGUUGUAAAACAACUGAAAGAGGAACUCUCCACUCUGGAGCAAGAAUCAAUUUCUAAAUCCCAGGAUCAGAGAGAGAAUGGGAGUGAAUCUGAGAUUGUAAUAUUGAACGAUCAGCCUUCAGAUCUCAAGCAGUUAAAUGAAGAGUUGGAAAAGGUAAUAUGUGACCUCAAAAUGGAGAAUGAAAUGCUCCUUUCAACUCAAGAACAGACAAAACUGCAGUUGGAAGUGACCACUGCUGCUAGCAGUAAAGAUUUACUUGAGAAACAGAUGGUGAUAGAUGCUUUGAGAAUGGAGAAAAGCCACCUUGAGUUAGAGUUGAACCAGUUUGAAAGCCAGUUGACUUUGCAGGCUCAGAAAUAUGAGCGCACAAUUGAGGAGCUUUCCAGUGCCCAGAAAAUGGACACAUCUGCAUUGCACAGGGAGCACGAUAGACUUGUCAAACUGAAUCAGGAUAAAGAUUUUCAAUUAUCUGACCUUAAAAGUACAAUUGAGCAAAUAAAAUCUGACCACGAGGAGUCCAAGGAGAUGCUGACCAGCAGUUUAGAGGGGCAAAAGCAGCUUACAGAGCUACUAAGGGAGAAAGAGACAUUCGUUGAUGGUCUUAAAGAAAAGAAUUCUGCUCUACAAAGAGAAAUUGAACAGCUCUCAGUUACUGCUAAAGAAUGCAAUUUAUUACGACAGAAUAUUGAAGAAAAGGAAAGAUUACUUGCACUCAUGAAAGAAGACAGUAGCCACCUAAAAGAAGAAAUCGAGCAUUUAAAGGAUCAGCAGAACAGAUCUCAACCAAUUGCUGAGCCUAAAACAUUAGAUAUUAUUACAGAGCUUGAGGCGGAAAUCACACAACUUAAUCAAAUUAUAAAAAAAUAUGAAGAAGAGCUGCAACUUCAGAAAAAGUCAUCUGAAAGGCAGAAUCUGAAUACAAUUCAACUUCAACAGACAUUGCAGGAGAAGGCUAAAGAAUUGGACACUGCUAAAUUCCAGCAUAAACAAAUGGUAGAUACUUAUGAGAAACUUCUGUCUGAAAAAGACAGUGAAAUUAGUAGCCUGCAGCAAACAAAUGAACUUAUCAGCUCACAGUUACAAAACGAGCAUUUAAUCCAGGCGGUUUCUUCAGUUAUACUACAGGAAGACAAAGUAGAAACAAUUAAUGGAGAGAAUGGUAAUGAGAAACACGAUCUGUCUAAGUCUGAAAUUGAGAAACUGGUGAAAGGUAUCAAGGAGAAAGACUUGGAGAUUAAAAUGCUGAAUGAAAAGAACGUUACUUUGACAAAACAAAUUGAUCAGCUGUCUACUGAUGAAGUUGGCAAACUUCUUCAAGUUAUACAACAAAAAGACUUAGAAAUACAAAGUCUUCAUGCAAGGUUCUCUUCGGUGAAUUAUACCCAAGAAGUUGUUUAUUUGCAACAGCAGUUACAAGCUUAUGCUAUGGAAAGAGAGCAAGUGCUAGCAGUUUUGAGUGAGAAGACGAGAGAAAAUAGUCAACUUAGAACAGAGUAUCACAAAAUGAUGGAUGUGGUGGCAGCGAAAGAGUCUGCCCUAUUGAAACUACAAGAUGAGAAUCAAAGACUAUCACAUAGUCAAGGGGAUGGUGCUCAAGAGAUGUUUAGAGAGACAAUCCAGAACUUGUCUCGAAUUAUUAGAGAGAAGGAUAUUGAAAUAGAUGCCUUAAGUCAAAAAUGUCAGACACUGCUGACCGUCCUCCAGACAUCGGGUAACAGCAGCGAACCAGGGGUUGUAAAUAGUAACCAGUUUGAAGAACUAUUACAAGAACGAGACAAACUUAAGCAGCAAGUAAAGAAAAUGGAAGAAUGGAAGCAACAGGUGAUAACCACUGUACAGAACAUGCAGCAUGAGUCUGCACACCUCCACGAAGAACUGCAUAGACUCCAAGGACAGGUUGCAGUGGAUAGUGAUUCGAGUUCUAAGCUACAAGUAGGCUACGGUAGCCUAAUUCAAAGUUAUGAAGAAAAUGAAACAAAACUCAAGGGCCUCUUUUUAGAGUUGACUAAUGUACAGCAUAGUAUAGGAGAACUUAAUAAUACAAAAGACGUUCUCCUGGGAAAACUUGAUACAGUACAGUUACAAGCUGGUACAUCUGCUGCUAUUCUUACAUCAGGAAGUUCUUUGUCUGAACAGAACAGUGAUCAGUUUACAAAACGUUUGCAAGAAUAUGAGCAACUGAAAGUCUUGAUACAAGAGAAAGAUGCCACCAUAAGAACACUUCAGGAUAACAACCAAAGAUUGUCUGACUCCAUGGCCUUCUCUUCAGAGCGUGAUCGGAAGGGUCAGGAAGACUCGAUUUUGGAACUAAAGCAGGUUAAAGAGAAAAAUGAUAUUUUACAGAAGUCACUUAAAGAAAAGGACAUUUUGAUAAAAACAAAAGGUGACAAAUUAAAUUCUGCAAAUGAGUACUUAAGGAACAAAGAAAAUGAAAAUGAGCUUUUGAAACAAGCUGUCACUAACCUAAAGGAAAGGGCUCUAAUUUUGGAAAUGGAUGUCCGAAAAUUAAAGGAAGAGAAUGAAAAAGUUGUGGAUAAGUGCGUGGAGAAAGAGACUGAGUUCCGGGCCUUGCAUGAGACCAACAUGCAGUUUUCAAUGAUGCUCAGGGAGAAGGAAUUUGAAUCUCAGUCCAUGAAAGAAAAAGCUUCUGCUCUUGAAAAUCUUUUAAAAGAAAAAGAACAGGGGAAGACUGGGGAAUUGAAUCAACUGUUAAAUGAAGUCAAAUCCAUGCAAGAAAAGGCCAUUUUGUUCCAGCACGAGAGAGACCAAGUUAUGUUGGCCCUUAAGCAGAAGCAAAUGGAAACAGGUGCACUGCAGAAUGAGGUUCAGCAUUUACGGGAUAAGCAAAAUCGCUUAAACCAAGAACUCGAAAGACUACGCAGUCAUCUGAUAGAGAUGGAAGAUUCGUACACACGUGAAGCGCUGGCAGCUGAAGACAGAGAAAAUGAUCUGAGGAAGAAUGUGACCGUGUUGGAAGAAAAACUACAGUCCUCAUCCACUGCUGUUGAAAAUGCCAGUCAUCAAGCUACUAUGCAGGUAGAAUCCUUGCAAGAGCAGCUUAACUUUGUUUCAAGGCAGAGAGAUGAAGCUCUACUGCAGUUUAAUCGUUCUCAAGAGCAAGUCAAACAGUAUGCAAUGUCGCUAACCAACCUGCAGAUGGUGCUAGAGCAAUUUCAACAAGAGGAGAAAGCCAUGUAUUCUGCCGAGCUGGAAAAACACAAAAAGCAGAAUGCAGAGUGGAAGCAAAAAGCUGACAGCCUAGAAAUCAAGGUCAUAUCUCUGCAGGAAAGGUUGGAUGAAGCAAACUGUGCACUCGAGUCUGCUUCCCGUCUCACUGAGCAGCUAGAUCUUAAAGAAGAGCUAAUUGAGGAACUUAAAAGACAAGGUGAUCUGAAGCAGGAGAUGUUGGAUGAAGCUCAAAAUAAAUUAAUGAAUCUUUUGAACAGCACAGAAGGAAAAGUGGACAAUCUUUUUCCGAGCUCUUUCUCAAGUUCCUGGAGACAGAAUCUCGUCCCACCCUUCCUCCUUUAAAACUCUCUAUGCAAAACAUAACACCUUUAGGCUCUGCAGCCGGCGGAAGUCAGAGUGCGACUGUCUCAGGCGCAGUUUCAGGGGCACCUACAUCUGGGACAAGACGGCAAGACACCAAUCCGUUUUUGGCUCCUCGCUCAGCAGCUGUACCGCUCCUCUCCACCUCUGCUAUGGGAGCAAGUGCAUCAGGUCACCUGCUGAUGAAGCCCAUAUCAGAUUCACUUCCCACUUUCACACCUUUGCCAGUGUCAUCGGAAUCAAGUCAAGGAGCGAUGCUUAAAGACCUAUUAAAGCAAUAGACUAAACUCAAUCCAAAAAAUUGGAUCCUUUUAGCACUUUAUAUAAACACUAUUGUAUAUAAUAUAACCCAAAGAUGCCUUCUACACAAUCAGAUGAUGGAUUCCAUUUUAUAUGCUCCACAUUUAUUACUUUUCGUACAACAAAGCUGUCCAGCUUGUGAGAAGUGUGGGCUUUCUGUAUCUCAGACACAAGUACAUCACAGUAGCUGCCAAAUUAAAGUUCCAAAUGGUUAACUCCCCUUCUUAAAGACAUUGUUUUCCAUGUCUGUUUGUACAUAGUUAGUCUUCGCAAGGAUUAUCUGCUCAUUUGAGGUGACAUGUACAGUUCAUCAAAGAAAACCAUGCAUUUAUCAGCAGCUAUUCUACUAAAUUAUGGACCGUAUACCCUCAUACUUGCCAAAUAUCAUGGUGUUGGAUAUUGACAUAAUGUGGCACCCAAACUUGCUGUAUAAUAAAAAAAAAAAUACCCCCAGCUUCACAAGUAUAUUAUAACUGAUGUGGUAUGAGGCUGUGAGAUAUAUAUUUUGAAACUAUUCUCUGUUAUGUUUCAGUGCGUCCUUGUAACUGGAAUCAUUCCCUGCACCUAGCCCAUUUCCUAUACACUUUUCUUGGCUUUCCUAUUAAGUCAGACUUGAAUUUACAGAAAAGGUUUUUGAUUAAAAUCCACCCUCCCUUUUUUUUUAAAAGAACACUAAAAACAUUUCAUGGACCUACCUCUAAUCAUGGGUGCUGCCAUUUUGAAACCUAAGUUACACUACAGAUAUCUGAAGGAAAGUUGCUGCACAUGUGUAAAUAGGUCAGCACUUGAAUUUAUUGUAAGAUUUUAACAUGGCGGCUCCCAUGACUAGAGGGAGGCGGGGGAAUAACCCCAAUACUAUACUAAAAUGUAUUAGUGUUUAAAGGGACAGUCUAGUCAAAAUUAAACUUUCAUGAUUCAUAUAGGGCAUGCAUUUUUAAACAACAUUCCGAUUGACUUUUAUCAUUAAAUUUGCUUUGUUCCCUUGGUGGUAUUUUUGAAAAGCUAAACCUAGCUAGGCUCAGACUGAUUUCUAAACAGUUGAAAAUCGCCUCUUAGCUCAGAUCAUUUUGAAAGUUUUUCACAGUUAGACAGUACUAGUUCAUGUGUGUCAUAUAGAUAACAUUGUGCUCACUCCUGUAGACUGAUUGGCUAAACUGCAUGUCUGUCAAAAGCACUGAGAUAAGGGGGCAGUCUGCAGAGGCUUAGAUACAAGGUAAUCACAGAGGUCAAACAUAUAUUAGUAUGACUGUGUUGGUUAUGCAAAACUGGGGAAUGGGUAAUAAAAGAAUUAUCUAUAUUUUUAAGCAAUAACAAUUCUGGUGUAGACUGUCCCUUAAAUGUCCAUUUAAUUCUAUUGUGGAAGGAAUGGAAUACUAGUGUUUCGCACAUUGGUAUUCGUAGGUACUUGUAAUGUGGUUUUACCUUAAGAAUGUUGAUUAUUCACUUGUUAUGGUUAUUUUAAUAAUAAUUUUUCAGAAGGUUAUAGAUUUAUUAUGGAAAAUAUUAUUGAAACAAUUUGCAGGGUUAUAGUGUGAAUAUUAUGUACAGAAAAUAAAGUAAAAUUAAAAAAAUGUAUUCUCUUCGAAAUACUAAAUAAAAUAAAAAAAAUCAAGGCCAACAA
Bombina bombina (fire-bellied toad) is the source of this 7568-nucleotide messenger RNA. It is a transcript of the gene TRIP11, whose product is annotated as thyroid hormone receptor interactor 11. Gene Ontology annotation, biological process: endoplasmic reticulum to Golgi vesicle-mediated transport; Golgi organization. Gene Ontology annotation, cellular component: Golgi apparatus. Lineage: Eukaryota; Metazoa; Chordata; Amphibia; Anura; Bombinatoridae. The record is from RefSeq and is a predicted model, not a curated record. Gene Ontology annotation, molecular function: small GTPase binding.